Molecule: messenger RNA, 8327 nt
Organism: Sus scrofa (pig)
Lineage: Eukaryota; Metazoa; Chordata; Mammalia; Artiodactyla; Suidae
Gene: NMNAT2
Product: nicotinamide nucleotide adenylyltransferase 2
Biological process (GO): NAD+ biosynthetic process
Cellular component (GO): Golgi apparatus
Molecular function (GO): nicotinamide-nucleotide adenylyltransferase activity; nicotinate-nucleotide adenylyltransferase activity
Source: RefSeq, a predicted model, not a curated record
ACGUUCUCACGCUUUCCUAACCUCCCUCCCCGCACCGAGAGGAGCCGGCUUCGCUGGAACUCAGGCCGGCCCGUGGGGGCUAGGCACCCAUGUGUGUGCCCGCUCCGCCCCCUCCCGCAGAGCCUCUCGCAGCCCCCGCCUCUCCGUCGGAGAACGAGAGGACACAGCAACUCCCCCGCCACCCCGGACAUACCACCUCUGUGUCUGUUGCUCCAUGCCCGAACCUUCGGUCCGCUCCCCUCUACGUACGGGCCGUCCUCGGCACUCACCGGAGAUACUGCGCGCUCUGCAGGCUCAUCCUCCGCCGCCCGCGUCUUCCCGCGAAGCCUCUGUGGGUCUCUCAGGCUCCUCGGAGCGGCCCCGCGGCACCGCGGGUGCUGGCGGCCGCCGCCAUCUUCCUCUCCUCCGGCUCCUCCUCGCUCGGCGGGGGGGUGGGGUCACUGUCCAGGUUACUACACAUACCACCAUGGAGGAGACAUGGUCCCUGUCUUGGAGGAAUGCACCUUUUGGCAGAGAUGCCAGAGAAUAAAGAAUUGAUUAGGAUCCAGUAUGAAGGGUGUGGCAAUUAAGUACUCAAGGACACAAUGUGUAUGAAGCUGACCCAUGUUCUCUUCAGUACUACUCCUCAGACCUGGAGCUAAGUCAUUCAAUCAAACAUAUCGAGACACAAAAAGAGAGGCGACCCCUGGACAGCGCGAGGGACCUACUCGCAAUGACCGAGACCACCAAGACCCACGUUAUCUUGCUCGCCUGCGGCAGCUUCAAUCCCAUCACCAAAGGGCACAUUCAGAUGUUCGAAAGAGCCAGGGAUUAUCUGCACAAAACCGGAAGGUUUAUUGUCAUUGGCGGGAUUGUCUCUCCUGUCCACGACUCCUAUGGAAAACAGGGCCUUGUGUCGAGCAGGCACCGUCUCAUCAUGUGUCAGCUGGCCGUCCAGAACUCCGAUUGGAUCAGGGUGGACCCGUGGGAGUGCUACCAGGACACCUGGCAGACGACCUGCAGCGUUCUCGAACACCAUCGGGACCUCAUGAAGCGGGUGACUGGCUGCAUCCUCUCCAAUGUUAACACACCCUCCAUGACACCUGUCAUCGGACAGCCCCAGAAUGAGACCUCCCAGCCCAUUUACCAGAACAGCAAUGUGCCCACCAAGCCCACGGCAGCCAAGAUCCUGGGAAAGGUGGGUGAGAGCCUAAGCCGGAUCUGCUGUGUCCGCCCGCCGGUGGAGCGCUUCACCUUUGUGGACGAGAACGCCAAUCUGGGCACGGUGAUGCGGUACGAGGAGAUCGAGCUGCGGAUCUUGCUGCUGUGUGGCAGUGACCUUCUGGAGUCCUUCUGCAUCCCAGGGCUCUGGAACGAGGCAGAUAUGGAGGUGAUUGUGGGGGACUUUGGGAUCGUGGUGGUGCCCCGGGAUGCAGCUGACACAGACCGAAUUAUGAAUCACUCCUCAAUACUCCGCAAAUAUAAAAACAACAUCUUGGUGGUGAAGGAUGACAUCAACCAUCCCAUGUCUGUUGUCAGCUCAACCAAGAGCAGGCUGGCCCUGCAGCACGGGGACGGCCACGUCGUGGAUUACCUGUCCCAGCCGGUCAUCGACUACAUUCUCAAGAGCCAGCUGUAUAUCAACGCCUCGGGCUAGCGGCCCCAAGGCCCUCUGCUCCACUCUCCCCUCGUCCUCCGCCAACACACGGGCCCCUCUGUCCGUCCCCGUCUCUCUCCUGCCUCUCUGUUUCUCCAUCUCCUCAUCUUGACUGUUGUCGCCACUUGCUGACUCAGACCCCACAGUGUGGGGGACCUGCAGAGAACCACGACCUCCCCUCCUGCGCAGUCAUCUUUGGACAAACCUUCCUCUAGUCUCCGGGUGGGGGUGGGGAGGGGAUGGGGGUUGGGGAAGUGCGGUCUUUGGAGAUGUGCUGGUGUCCGUCUCCCAGCAUGCUCUGGGGAGGCGGCUCUGGCUCUCGCCUUCCCAGCAUGCCCUUUACCACAAAGGGCUAUUUUUCUUGCUCUUCUUUUGUUUUGUUUUUUGAGGUUUUGUUGUCGUUGUUCACUCCUCAUAGAACUUGGAUCAAAUCGGUGUUGGUGGUUCUUGAUGUUUGUAGCCUUGAUGCAUUCCUUCCCGUUGAUAGGAUGCUGCAGCCAGCAUCCGCUCUCAGAAGGUGCAUGAGGGCUAUACCCAGUGGAGAAGGCUGAGCCACCUCUACUUUUGCGACCGCCCCCAUCUACCCCCCGCCCCGGCACACACACACACACACACACACUCACACAGCAGUCUGGGUCAAGACUGAGACUUUCAUGUUCUGAAACCUGGGAUGCAAGUCCGGGAAUAGUAGGGUUUCUCAGAAGGACUUGAGUCCAUUUCCUUAGUUUCAGAAGACCGUUCUCCUGAUGCUCCAGUCCGUUCUCAUUUCUUGGUGGCAUCUGUACAGUUACUUAUUUGGGCUGUGACUGAUGGCCAUGCGGGUUGCUCCCUGCCAGCCCAGGCAUUUCCAAGGGACCUUCAGCUCACCGUCAAAGCCCUCGGAGGCUAUGCUUAGCCACCUUCCGGCAUCUGGGAAGAAUCACAUAUGCAAGGCCAAAUACUGAUAAUGCAGUGGUUUCUGAACUAAAACAUGUGAGGAAUCCACUCACCCCCUAGAGAUAUUUGCUAAUUGGAAUUAUUUAUUGCCUCCUUGGCUGGGAAAUGUCUCUGUCAUAAGUCUAGGAUGACCUAGGAGAAAGCAGUUUGCUUCCCUAAUGGGAAUUGAUGACUUACCCACUCUGUCUGUGGUAAUAACAGGCGGUGCCUGAGGUCAGCUCCUUCUUGAGAAGCCGUGCCGUGGCCUUGUUUCUGGGUGAGGGUUCUGUCUCCUGCAGGGCCCAGCAGCCACCGUCAUGGCCUGAGGAAAUCUACCUAGCAGAGGCAUGGGUUCACGAACAGAGAUCUUAGGAGAGUGUCAGAAGCCACUAAACCAUUUCAUCCCUUUUCUCCCUUAUGUCCUCCUUCCUCUGCUGCCCUGGAAACUGUUUUGACAGACUCUGUUCUCGUUGUUCAGACCUCACUCCUGUUCUGCUUGGAGAACCAAAAGGAAAGCAUAUGCUCUUGGGCUCUGUGUCUCUCUUCCAGUUUCUGGCUCUUGGGUUUUUGGUUCUUGAGGAGUGGCCCCCGAACAGUAAGAUAAUGGUAUCAAAAUCUGGUACCAGCUCUGGCCCAGGAGGGGUCAGGUAGGAUUUGACCCUAGGAACCGUGUUCUUCACCGUGCAUUCCACAUCUGUAGCAUCCUUCAGUAGCCUCCAGGAAAAGAAUCGAAACUCAGUGGAAGAGGACCAUGGGGGAGGGGUGCUAUUCUCUUGGAUUAUGGAAAUAAUCUCCAAAGGACAAAGGUAAGGGUCUCGGUGUUUGGCUAAGGAUCAUGGAAUCAUAAGCUGAAAAGACCUUUAAAGAUUAAUUGACCCAACAUUUCCUUUAAAGAUGAGGGAGCAGAGAUGCACUGGAUUAAAUGGCUGGCCCAAGGUCAUAUGGCGAGUAUAGAGCCUGACAAAAGGAUGCGUUUCCCUGACCCUUUGGUCAUCACACCUCGUGGUCUCUGCUCCUCUGGUUCACCAUGACACUGACCAGGUAAGAUGCGGUUUUCAGCCUUUACCUGGCAGCUUGCUCUUAAUUUAGGUCUGGCCCACAUGCUCCCUGUGGAUGGCAUUGUGGUUGCUAGUCCUUGGGGAGAAUGUGACGGUGAGGAAGGCUGGAGCUAGGUUUCCCUUAGAAACUGACGGCUAGAGAGCAGAACAGCUUGGAGGAAAUCCCAGAAAGUGACCUUCUGAGUCCAAGAAAGGAUUGUUUAUGGAAGGCAAAGACCCAGCGAGUGCACAAGACGGCACUCGUGCUGAGAGACAGAAGAAGCUCUACCGGGCAAGGCCAUCGUAAGGCAGGAAAUCAGGGAACUGGAUUCCCCAGGAUACGGAGUUUGUGGCUCCUUUGUUGAGAAGAUCCACGUGAGCAGGUCCGAGAAAGACCAGCUGUCUUUUGUCUCCUUGGUCCACUCUUCUUCUGCUGGGCUCUAUAGUCAAGCCCCAUUUAAUCCAUACCCCUGAGAGGACACGGGGCCAGCUCUACCCACUCAGCGUCGGGGCGGGAAGGCAGGUCUGAAGGGAGAGUGAGAAGAACUAGGGAAAAGAAUGGGGGCAUGGACAUCGGUUUCGAGGAGUGAAAUGAGGCAGAUCUGAUCUUGGAUGUAUCACAAGGAUCGUGUUAAAAUGGCUUUUCUUUAAUACAAGGAAAAGUGUACCCCCUUUUGGGUAGAAUUGUCCAUCCCUUCCCUGAGGUCCUUCACCUGCUGGAGGGAGGUCAGAGCCCCUUUCUCAGUCCAGGGCAGGCACGGUGGCCAUGACCCAGCCAAGGCCAACACCAGAGAGAUGAUUCACAGUUGGGAGCAGUGCCCCACCUGCCCACAGGAUGACCUCAAGGCCCCGACUUCCAUUCAGAGGUCCUUUUCUUUCCUGCAGAAGCCAACCCACAGGCUCAGAGAGCGUGAGAAAGGCAUGGACUGCAAGGAUUGUGUCGAGAGGGGUCUAGAGCCUCAUUUCCUGUCUCCCAAAUAAAGAGUGUCCUUCCCACUCUUAUGAAAGCAGCUGAUAUAUAAGAACAGGCAGGAGGGAAACUUUCUGUGUCCCUGACUCUCCUCAAGGAGUGGCCCUUUGAGGGCAGGGUCUGUGCUGCCUGCUGGUACCUCACUCACCCCCCUCUCCAGCCCCCAGGCAGCCUCUGGGGGCUUCUUGCUUUCAUUUUCCGUGAAUGUGCGUGGGAACAGAGGAGGAAAGUCUCUUACUGAAGUGCCUGAAACCCAGAACUAGAGCUUCUAGAGACGCUGUUCUUUCUGUCCUGGCUUGGUUAACCUUUCCCCAACACUCCCUAGUCUCAUGCUCCAGCUUCUCAGAAAGACUAAAAGAACUUGCUGUCCUAAUUAACUAGAAAGCAAGACUCCAUAGUCAAACCACAGCAAAAGGCAGAGAAUUACAGGGAGACAUGACUUAUAUUUUAAUAGCCCAAAUCUGCUCUCCCAAAUCAAUACACACACACACACUUUAGAGGACUAAGAGCGAGAAGCAUGUUGUUAUAUUUUAUUCAUCAAAAGAGCAAUGCAAAAAUAAAUCAGCAGAAUAUGGAAAGCUCAGGAUCUCUCCCAAGGCUACUACAGCAGGUGAUGGGAAGGAUGGAAACAGGGAUCGAUUUUGUAGCUCAUCCCAUGUGGACACCUUAGGAUUAGCAUCGUGGUAAAGAUGAUGAAUGUUCUCUGUUCAUUCCCUUUGGUCCACACCUUCCUAUCGCUGCCCAGUAGACGCGAUUCGUCAUGUGGUUUCUCUUUCGUGUGCGUUCGAAAUGUCCUAUGAGCUUGUCCUGGUUGGUUAGGAAUGAGUUACACUCUUUCCCGCCUCCUUCGGUCUAGGUCUGGGGCCAGACUUCUGCUUGGUCCAAGCAGUCUCAAGGAUUGGCAUGGGGAGGGGGAAGCUUUUUGGAAUCACUUUUUGGUCACUGAGUCUGCCAUUUUCAGAGUAAGAUUUGCUCUAUGGAAAUCCACACAUUAAUAAAAACUACUUUCAAGUUGCCACACCAUCUCACAGUGAAAUAUUUUGAGUAAAAUUUUGUUGUUAGAAUAGUUAGAGACAAAAGUUUUAUCAGCAAACUGUUUCGAUGACGUUAAUAAAUAAGAUGAUGCUACUGGAGUCUCAUGUCUUGUCUAGAAUCUUCUUUGUGAGUUGUAGAAUUAAUCACUUUUUUUUCACAGUCUCACUUGAUGGGAGUCAGUGGUUGUAAGAAUGUUCUUAGAGCUGAUUUUCUGCCUGGUUUUACUGAUGCUGCAUGUGAAAUAUGAAAGUGUAUAAACUAUACCCAAGGGUCAUAAACAGGGAAGAAUAAUGAGCAAAUUUGUCGGUCGUGCUUAAAUUUUCUCAAUUUAUUCAAAAAUCAGAUCUAGGGUUCUACCUAGUCUGCACAGUCUGGUAUUGGUUAGCUUGGGUCUUGAAUGAAAUGAGUUCUCUGUGAAUUAAAAAUAUAUUGGUGAAAAUUAACAACUUGAAUAACUUACUUCUUGACAUAAAAGAGCUUAAGACAGAAAUUGUUAAACUCACAAUUGGUUUUAUUUGACAAACAAGCAAAAAAUGAAUAAGUCUGUUGUUCAAUCCUGCUAUGACUAUUCUUAUUUAUUUUUUAGUUGUGACAUACAUUAAGUAUGGGUUUAGGUCUAAAUAGUGAUUGUCCUUGGCUGAUUGAUAGCAGUCAUGAUUCGGAAAGUAAAAAUAACAAUUCCCCAUUCAGCCAGCUCAUUUAAGGCUUAGCUUCUUGUUUGUCAGAUUAGUUAUUUUUUUUAAAUCAUUUUGGUUCUUAGUAUCUUUUUUGUCUAAGACUGAGAUUAGUCAGCUUUGUGUGUGUGCAUGUAGAUUAGCAGCUCAUCAUGAUGGCGCUUGACAUGCCUUAUAAAUUGAUGGCUUGUAUUUAUGUAUGUUUGCUAUUUGGGUCACAAAGCUAAACAUGUUUUUUCCUCUGUCCUGAGACUAUGUAAUGAUGAGAUCUUACUUAAAAUUGGGUGUAAACACUGGUUUAUUUUGCUUACUUAUGCUAACUUAGAAAAUAUCUAUGCUGUAUAUGAAUUAACAUACAUGGACAUACUCAUUUUUUCCCGUUACAACCCAUAAGUAAGCUUCAGGUCUUGGAAUUUCCUAGAAACUUCCAUGUAGCCCAUAGUAUGAAGAAAGUAGAGGGGGAAAAAAAAUCUAAUCUCUUCCUUCCAGGAGGGAAAAUUGAACCACAGCAAGAAUCUGCAACAUUCCCAUGAUCAUGCAAAACAUUAAACAAGACAUAAUAAACAUAUUCCUGGUCCUUGAGACUUGUUCCAAACAUUGGACAUUACAGAGUAUCUUCUUACUCUUUGGUCCCGCCUCCCAAGAGUACUAGAAAGAAACCACAUCCUGGGAUAAGAUUGGAAAUACAUCUGCUAAGAUGUUACAGUCUAUGGGCAGUUUCAUUUCUAUCCACCUCUCCAAGCAGAAAUCCCCAUGAGUCAAAAUAGCUGAUGACGCAUGUGAGGGCUUACCAGGGGCACAAGUAAUCAGAAAACUCUCAGAGGAGAAGCACGAGAGCGUUUUCACCACAAAUCAUAAAACAUUGAUAAGAAAGAGGCAGGAAAGUGCCCUUAACUUGGCGGGGCAGGUCAAGACUAGUAACCAAGUCUAAGACCUAGGUAGGCUAUAGCUAAGCCCCAAGGCCCAUCUCUCUGCUUGGGGACAACCUGUCACAUCCUGAGAAAUGAGGGGAUCUUCUCCGUACAAAGAGAGUCACAUGAGUCACUUUUCUAUGCCCCAUCUCUACUCAGGGAUUAUCUUCCGUUUGUUGGGAACGGCAUUCCUAUGACUUUCUUAAUCUCUCCCACUGAGGGAUCCUUUUAUGGUCGUGUGCCCUUGGUUAUUAGCUAAUGGGAUCCCCCACCAAGUUACCGAGUUCCCUCAAAUAUACACUACCUAAUCCUAUGAGUGGCAGAGACAGAGAGCCAGUCCCUAAGGAUGCAUUCUCCCCUUUCACAGCAUAGAAUUGUCACUGAGAAGUGACUUCCCACCCAGGGACUAUAUUUCUCAGUCCCUCUGCACGUUAGAUGUGGUCAUAAUACUGGAUUUUGGACCACGGAAUGUGAGAGGAAGGGCUGUGCAGUCCCUCCCAGGCCUGGCCCGCAAAACUUUCCUGUGUCUCUUCUCCUUUCCACCCCCUGGAAUGGAGACGCUUCUUAGUGCAGCCUUAGAAGCCACAUGUUAUCCAUGGCAGGGCCUCCGGAAUGGCUGUGUGGAGGGCCGUCCUGCCAACUUUAUCUCCAUCCAGUAUGUGAUGAGAGUAAGCAAAAAAGUAUCAUGAGUGAGUUAUGCAUAUGUUUAGGCCUGUAUGAUAUAGUAGUUAAUCUAACCAAAUGUGUAAAAUAUGUGAUUGAUUAUGUCAAGACAGGAUUAAAAAGGCACUUUCAGAGAAGGUAAAGCCAAGUGAUCAGAUCUGCCAGAAUUGAGAGGGGGGCGGUCAGUGUAGGCAGGAGCAGAAUCCUUUCCUCAGCACUUGGGUAGGUGGGCAACUCAGGAUCUUAAUUUAUAACAUUUGUGUUUAUCAAAAAGCAUGAUAGUGUACUAUAAGCUAUUGAUCUUCCUUUAUUUUGGAACUGACAAAAAAGACCAAAAUGUUCAUUGUAACCCCUACCCUGCUCGGGUUGUUCCCAAAAUAAAUUCUUCUCUAUGCUUAGGAGACAGCACCAGUUAAACUUCAUAAAAGGCUCACGUGGUUGGAAAGGGCAAAACAAGAUUCUCGGGAAAAAAAAAAGAAUACAAGA